Molecule: messenger RNA, 1350 nt
Organism: Prunus armeniaca (apricot)
Lineage: Eukaryota; Viridiplantae; Streptophyta; Magnoliopsida; Rosales; Rosaceae
Source: the annotation of a GenBank genome assembly
AUGAGAGAGAUCUUGCAUAUCCAAGGAGGCCAAUGCGGUAACCAAAUCGGCUCCAAGUUCUGGGAAGUCAUCUGCGACGAGCACGGCGUUGACCCCACCGGAAGGUACCGUGGAGACGCCAACUCCGAUCUUCAACUCGAGAGGAUCAACGUCUAUUACAAUGAGGCUUCCGGCGGCCGGUACGUCCCUCGCGCCGUCCUCAUGGAUCUUGAACCCGGUACUAUGGACAGCAUCCGAUCCGGUCCGUUCGGCCAGAUCUUCCGCCCUGACAACUUCGUCUUCGGGCAGUCCGGUGCCGGCAACAACUGGGCCAAAGGUCAUUACACCGAAGGUGCCGAGUUGAUCGAUUCCGUUCUCGAUGUUGUUCGCAAGGAGGCCGAGAAUUGUGACUGCCUUCAAGGUUUUCAGGUUUGCCACUCACUUGGAGGAGGCACUGGGUCGGGCAUGGGAACCCUUCUGAUAUCAAAGAUUAGAGAGGAAUACCCAGACAGGAUGAUGCUGACAUUCUCUGUUUUCCCCUCACCAAAGGUCUCAGACACCGUCGUGGAACCAUAUAAUGCCACUCUUUCAGUGCACCAGUUGGUUGAGAAUGCUGAUGAAUGCAUGGUUCUUGAUAAUGAAGCACUUUAUGACAUUUGCUUCAGGACCCUAAAGCUCAGCACCCCAAGCUUUGGUGACCUGAACCAUUUGAUAUCUGCAACCAUGAGUGGGGUGACAUGCUGCCUAAGGUUCCCUGGGCAGCUGAACUCCGACCUCCGGAAGCUGGCUGUGAAUCUGAUUCCAUUCCCACGUCUUCACUUCUUCAUGGUGGGGUUUGCCCCUCUAACCUCUCGUGGGUCCCAACAGUACAUCUCCCUCACUGUGCCAGAGCUAACUCAGCAAAUGUGGGAUGCCAAGAACAUGAUGUGUGCUGCUGACCCUCGUCACGGACGUUACCUGACAGCCUCAGCAAUGUUCAGGGGAAAGAUGAGCACCAAGGAGGUGGAUGAACAGAUGAUCAAUGUGCAGAACAAGAAUUCGUCCUACUUUGUUGAGUGGAUUCCUCACAAUGUGAAGUCAAGCGUGUGUGAUAUUCCUCCCAGGGGUUUGAAAAUGGCGUCGACUUUUGUGGGCAACUCUACAUCGAUCCAGGAGAUGUUCAGGAGAGUGAGCGAGCAGUUCACAGCCAUGUUUCGGCGCAAGGCCUUUUUGCAUUGGUACACUGGGGAAGGGAUGGACGAGAUGGAGUUCACAGAAGCUGAGAGUAACAUGAAUGAUUUGGUUGCCGAGUACCAGCAAUACCAAGAUGCUACCGUCGAGGAUGAUGGUGAGUACGAGGAGGACGGUGCUGAAGAGAACUAUGAGGACUAA